CUGCGGGGGAAGAGGACGCAAGGAGCAUUCAAUUCCAGGAGAAAAGCUUUUCCAAGCACAAGGCAAGCAUUUGAAAGGAAGGUCGUACAUUGAUCAUACACUUUGGAAUGAUGGAAAACCUGAGUACCAUCACUUACUCCACCUAUUUACCGGAAGAUGGAUCAAACACUCUCGACGUCGGAGUCAUCCUGGGGAUGAUCACCUAUUCGCUCCUGGGAAUCACCAUCAUGUUCUCUAACACCGUAGUCAUGGUGACUUACUGGACGGAACGUCGCGUCUGGCAGAACAUCUCUCAUCUUUUCAUCCUUCACUUGUCCAUCGCAGACUUCUUGGUGGGGUUCUCCAUCUUCCCUCUGACCAUUUCGAUCAUGUCGGCAGGUCGGUGGCCCUUCGGUGAGAUCCCCUGCAAGAUCUUGAGCGCCUUCAACUACAUGGUAACCUACAUACCUGGCCUCUUCAUCCUGGCCGUCACUACCUUUCGACUAUUCCUCGUCACAAACUUCAGCCGGGAGAAUGUCGUCCAGCGUAAGCACGUGAUGUGGGUUAUCUUUGUUCUCUGGGCGGCCACCAUCAGCAUCUACCUCUUCCUGGCAUUUGCCUGGCCGGGCAUCACUGGAAACGAAGUCGUGGACUACGAUUCCGAGUGUCUCUUGGAAUACGUCUACCACACGCAAAUGUCGCUUAUCAUGAUUUUCUUUGAGUUCGUGAUUCCUUUCGUUUUCUUGCUGUCUAUCAGCUUUGGCCUGUUUUGGAAGAUCCGCCAGAGAUCUAGAGGUGUUAGGAACACUUCCUGGCGAAUGACCGAGACGUGCACCAACAUCACCCCACCUAGAACUUUAUCGCCCGAUCCAGCACAAGUGGGAAAACAGGAUUGCUGUACAAAUGGUCAAAGACGGGCGUCAGAAUACUCUGUUAAAAAUUUGCAUGUAAUGGAGUUACAGGAAAAGGGUGAAUCGGCUUCGACUGCUAGUUUAUGCAAUGGGAAGGAAAGCCACGAAAUUGAAGAAAUGUGUACUCAGGUAAAGGAAAAACCUGAUCUACAAGUGAAAGAAACUAUCUUUUUGUGUAAAAAUACGGGAAACCAUUUUGAGGCUUCUAAAGUUCCCCCUCCUCAACAAAGCUCUGCAAGUACCAUUUCUCGUGUUGAAUCUCGUGCCGUGUUAGGAGGCAGUUCUAUAAAGAAUCGCGUAAGCACAAUGGCGGAACAUGGAAACAAAACCACUCCGCAAUCGGGCAAAGACUCUAUCAGAGGACAUCGCAAAGCUGCCAUCAUGCUCUUUGCCAUCGUAGCAGCAUUUGCCAUCUGUUGGUUGCCUUACGUCAUUCUCUCUCUGAUAUUCCUUGUCUACCCUGAUAUUGUUUCUUCGUCGGUUUUUGAAGCGAUUAGUGGAACCCUGUACCUGAACUCUCUUAUAAACCCCGCCCUCUACGGAAUGACUAACGUUCAUUUCAGGCGAGGGUUUAUCAAAGUUCUGCAUCUGCCACGGCGAUGGCUCCCUUAGCACUGACUGUAUGAGAGACUGAUAUAGAGGAAAAGAGUAAAAGAGAAUGAAAAUGAGAGAGAGA
This is a messenger RNA of Strongylocentrotus purpuratus (purple sea urchin), 1566 nucleotides long. RefSeq names its product D(2) dopamine receptor A-like. NCBI's taxonomy places the organism in Eukaryota, Metazoa, Echinodermata, Echinoidea, Camarodonta, Strongylocentrotidae. Gene Ontology annotation, biological process: adenylate cyclase-activating adrenergic receptor signaling pathway. The transcript is spliced from 2 exons. Bases 108 to 1502 code for a protein of 464 amino acids. Gene Ontology annotation, molecular function: G protein-coupled receptor activity. Gene Ontology annotation, cellular component: membrane. The record is from RefSeq and is a predicted model, not a curated record.